CCCUUUCCCCAUUUUUUCUAUAAAUAACACUCUCCCUUCUCCUCUUUCUUCUCCCCCUUCUCCCUUUCUCUUCUCUUCUCUACCAUCAUAUUCCUUCUCAUAUUAGGAAAAGCAGCCACAACCAAGUGCACCACCACUCUACAAUCUUUUAACAAGACUCAUUACCGGAGGUUCCAAUUAAAGAUGAAACAUAUGCUUUUCCUACUUAUCACUUUCAAGAUUAUAAAAAAGAAGUUGACAAAGCUAAGAGAGAGAAUGGGAUUUCAAACAACACACAACACUAAGAAGUCAAAAGAUGACUCAAACAACGCUCAUGAACAACAACACUCUUUAAUUCCAAGGGCACUCAAUUUGACUCAUCAUAAUUUAACCACAAAUAAUACCAAAUUCAUUCACUCUGGCUAUGAUUCAUGGCUGGUAACACACCCUUCAGCAUUGAGCUUAUUUGAUAAAAUGAUGGAAGGUGUCGAUGAAAAAAGGAUCGUCGUAUUUUUAGAUUACGACGGUACCUUAUCACCUAUUGUAAAUGACCCUGAUCGUGCUUUCAUGUCUGAUGAGAUGCGUGCAGCAGUAUCUGAAGUUGCUACUUAUUUUCCAACAGCAAUAAUUAGUGGAAGAGGCAGAGAAAAAGUAAAAGAUUUUGUGAAGUUAAAUAAUUUAUAUUAUGCUGGGAGUCAUGGUAUGGACAUAAUGGCACCAUCAGUGCCAAUUAACCAAUGUGACAAAACUACUCUUCACACAAAUGGCAAUGGAGUUCCCUUUCAACCUGCCAAGAAAUUUUUGCCUGCAAUUCAAGAGAUAUUAAAAAGAUUAGAGAAUGUAAUAAAGGGCAUAGAAGGUGCAAGUAUAGAAGACAAUCAAUUUUGUAUCUCUGUACAUUUUCGACAGGUUCAUGAAAAGGACUAUAAUGUUUUGGAAGAGAAAGUAAAGUCUGUGCUUGAAAAAUAUCCAUUGUUCUGCAUGACUGAGGGUAAAAAGGUUAUGGAAAUAAGGCCAUCAAUAAAAUGGAACAAAGGAAAUGCUCUAGAAUAUUUUUUAGAGACAUUGGGAUUAAGCAAUUCCAACAAUUUUCUUCCUUUGUAUAUUGGGGAUGAUAAAACUGAUGAAGAUGCUUUUAAGGUUAUUCGAAGUAGAGGGCAAGGUUAUUCGAUUAUAGUGUCAUCAACUCCAAGAGAAACAUGUGCUUUGUACUCUUUGCGUGACCCAUCAGAAGUACUAAUGUUCUUGUCAAGGCUAGCAAAAUGGAGGAAGAGAUCUUAAGAAGGCCUUCAGUUAUUGGUAUUAUAUAUAUCAUGAAUGUGAUAGUUUAGAAGUACCCAAAGUUACUUCCCACAAUGGUUUUAAAAAAAGUGGGAUAUUUGUUAAAUAUUUCCUUCAAGCACUAGUUGGUAUGUAAAAUAGCCUUUUAUAUAUA
This is a messenger RNA of Lathyrus oleraceus (garden pea), 1414 nucleotides long. RefSeq names its product probable trehalose-phosphate phosphatase C. Gene Ontology annotation, molecular function: trehalose-phosphatase activity. The transcript is spliced from 10 exons. Gene Ontology annotation, biological process: trehalose biosynthetic process. NCBI's taxonomy places the organism in Eukaryota, Viridiplantae, Streptophyta, Magnoliopsida, Fabales, Fabaceae. The record is from RefSeq and is a predicted model, not a curated record. Bases 184 to 1260 code for a protein of 358 amino acids.